Messenger RNA from Colletotrichum godetiae, 519 nucleotides. RefSeq lists its product as uncharacterized. Bases 1 to 519 code for a protein of 172 amino acids. The transcript is spliced from 2 exons. The record is from RefSeq and is a predicted model, not a curated record. Lineage: Eukaryota; Fungi; Ascomycota; Sordariomycetes; Glomerellales; Glomerellaceae.
AUGACCGUCCACUGUCAGCGAAAAUCCUCCGCGGCUUCAUCCAGCGUCGCUACGAAGCAGAUCAGCAUUGCCAACACGUCAGAAUCACGGACCACUGCCCUGGUGUCUGGACGCCGCCUCAUCGACAAGUCGCAGCGCUACUGCUUCUCUCUAUUGAUUGAAUGCUCGUGCUUCAAUUACUCAAUGAGAGUUGCGCAACGCCCAGACGCGACAUUGUGUGACGGCUUCUUCGAUGCAAUGAGCAGAUACCCCCGGUAUGGCUACACAGAAGGAUUGGCUCGAGUCUCGAAAGUCCAACCCUUUGCAAAUUGCAUAAUCGACACAUCCUUGUUGGUUAUCAUCAGCGGUAUCUUAACAGGCCCCACGAGGCAGGCCAAGGGCUCCAGCGAGCUGGCCUUCGCGCGUUUCACCACUGUGGAUGCACAAGAUCGUCUGAUGCUCCCUCAACCCGCCAUCCCAUGCUGCCUCAACCCUUAUGACGUCGCACAUGCCCUGCUCUACCCGUACGAAUACCUAUGA